CUUAAUAAAGAGAUAAUUCAAAGAAGAAUAACCAUACAAACAAAAUAAAUUUUAAAAAUGAGUUAGCAAUAACAGGCACAGUUUAAUUCUUAGUAUGGUGGGCCACAUCUAGGAAAUGGAAAUAAUGCUGAGGAGCAACCUCAAAAUGAAUAUGAAGAACACUAUUAGCACGAAGGCGAAGAGUACGAAGAAGCAAAUUAAAUCCACGAAUACGAGGAUAUCCAGUAGCAUCAUCUUCACGAUUAAUAUCAGCAUGAGGAAUAAUAAGAAUAGCUUGGAGAUCAGCAUGAUGAUCAUGAUUAAAAUCAUGAAAUUCAAUAUGAGUAGCAAAACAAUGUUUAGAAUAUUCAUGAGCUCUAAUAAAAAGAGUAUCUAUAGCAAAUGUAACAAUAGCAAUAAUAGUUAUAGUAGUAGCAGUAAUAGUAGUAGUAAAAUGGAUUCAAUAGAUAUUCGCAAUCUUCAUCUUAAGGAAUUUAAAAUAACUCUAGCUCUUCAGCUUAAAAUAUCCAAUCUAGUGCCUAGCCUUAGAGACAGUUUGCUCAUAUUCCUCCAAACACCUAGGUCUUUUAGCCUCCAUCUAUGUUCCCCUAGCAAUAGCAGCAAUAACAACAACAGUAAUAACCCCAGAUGCAAUAAAAUCGCUUAUCUGGUUCAAUUGAAGAAAACAAAUCAUUUUAGUAGUAGUAACAGUCUUUCACUCGUGAUUAAAAAAUAAAUUCGCCAAAUAAGUCAUCAAAGGAAGUCAUGUAGAGAGUAUUUGAUGAAGAGUAUUCAUCUUAAAACCGCUACAGAGACUAAAGAAGCAAUCAUUCAGAUUCUCAAAAAGAAGACCCUCUAAAUGUUAUGGCAUAUAAUUUAUCUAAGGUGAAAAUAAAUGAAUCAGCUAAUGAAUCUAGGUUAGGAGCAAAUUAAAAAUAAAAUAUAGAUAAAGCAAACAAUUCUUACUAGCAAAGUAGAAAUGAAGAUGGUAGCAAUUUAGAAUACAAUUAAAACUAGUAAUUUAACAAUUUGGAAGAGGGAGAAAAAAAUAACCAAGGAGAUAGUUAAAUUAACAUUAAUAACAAUAUUAUGCCAGAGUCUAUUGAUUUGAGUUUAUUUGAUUAAUGCUACAAGGAAUUCUUACAGCAAAUUGCAGGCGAUUAAGGUUUUGUAGAUGCCUCAUAUGAACAAAAAAUAGAUAUCUUAAUUAACUUCUUCUUAGAUCAACAACUUGAGUAUAGACUAGGUUCUUUAAUCUUCCUUUUUGAGCUAAUUUAUAAUUUUAGGGAAUCUCUUACUGAACAAGCUAUCACUUAAAUUCUUACUAAAAUAUACUUGAAUAUUCGUCAUUAUUAUGAAACUAAAGAUUUCUAUAUGGUAUAUUGUGCUCUUGAGAUUAUAGCCUUAAUUGGACCUCAUAGCAUCUCUUUCAAUAAUAUCAAAUUACUUGCUUCAAUUUUAAUUGAUGAAGCUCUCCCAAUUUUGCAAGAUAAAGCCUUCCUUGCUUUAGUUAACUUUGACUACCCAGGAUAUUUUGCUUUAUUAGAUAUUGCUAAUAAAGAAAUUAAUGAUAUUCAUAUCUACAUCAUGAACAAAUUCGCUCAAACCGAAGAAAUAUAAUUAUCUGUUAUCAUCCCUUCUCUCUAAAAUGAUAUAAACUCUGGAGAUUAAAAAAAGAGAAUAUCUUCUCUUUGUGCUCUUAAUCGUAUGCAUUCGAUGAUUUGGAAAGCAAACUCAUUACCUUUAUUAGUAAAUCUCCUUAACGAAGGUACUAUUGACCGCUAAUUAAUUGUCUCUACUAUUAGAGCUUGUGGAGAGCUUGGUGAACAUACUUUACUUAAGAUCCUUAAAUAAACUCCAAAUCAAAAGAUUAAAAUGGCUAUAAGCACAGUUUUAAGCUGGAGGGUUAACAAAAGUGAAAAAAAUAAAUUAGGUAUUCGUAUCGUUCCUUACAAUAUCGCUCAACAUUACAAUAUCAACCCAGGCACAAUGUGUAUUUAUUAUGGAAAUUAAACUCCAUUGGCUUUUGUUGAAGAAGACUACGAUAUUGAAUAGGAUUAUAUAGAAAUAAAUAGUAGGGAUUUCAUGGCUGCUCUAUAAAGACUACUAGCUGUGAAAUAUGACAAAUUUUAGGCUACUUAAGAAGGUUACCAAUAGCAGCGUCAUAAUUAUUCAGCUUUUUUGAAUGAUUUUACCUUAGUUAAACUCAUAGACCCCUCAGUAAAUAACGAAGAAGCAAACCCUUAAAUAUCUCAAAAUAUUAUUAAGGCUUUGUGUGGUAUGCUCAAUGAUGAAAAUGCAUAGGUUAGAGAAACAGCUGUAAGCACUUUAGGUUUAAUAGGGUUACCUGAAGCUCAAUAAGCAAUAGAGCCUCUUUAUGAAUCUUUGAAAGACCCAGAAAGCUAAGUAAGAGCAAUGGCUGCAUGGUGUCUUGGAAGAUUAGGUGAGGUUAAUCCUCCUAAAGUAGCUAAGCGCCUUAUUCAGCUAUUAAAAGAUAACUACUGGAAAGUAAGAACUGCUGCUUGUGUUUCUAUAGGAUCUCUAGGUAGUUAAAUAGCUGACAUCGCUUUCCCAGCUUUAACAAAAAUUUUAAGAGACGGGUCUAUUAACAAAGUCACUGUCUGUGAAACAUUGGUUAGACUUGGUGUAUAUGGAGAAUAAAUUUUAAUUGACCUCCUAAAGAAUGUACCUUAAAGUAACUUUAAACUUAAGACUGCUAUAAUUCAAGCUUUCGAAUUAGCAAAUGUAUAAAAGCCCACUAUUGAUUUUAUCAUUGAAGAGCUUUUCAAAAAUGCAAGUGAUAAAAUGAUUGAAGUUAGAAAAGCAUGUUUGCAAACUUUGGAAAUACUAAGAAAUAGGGCAUAAGAUUCAAACAUUACUUAUCUUAAAUCUAGAAAUAUUCUUCCUUUAUUCUAUUUCUUUUUACAAGACAGCUCACCUGAAAUAAGAUAGUUGGCUCUAUAGAGUAUAUCAAGCUUUGGUCCUUAAGCAGAAUUGAUGUUCAUAGAAGGUUUAACCAAGGAUAAGAAUCCAAUAAUUAGAUAAGAAUGUGCAAAGGGAUUAGGAGCUCUUGGAGUCUAAAACUUUAGAGCUCUUUUAUUUGGACUUAAGGAUGUAAAUGAAGGAGUGAGAAAGUCUACAGCUUUAGCUAUUAAAAGUAAUUUUGUUGCAGAGUAGAUUAUUGAAGAAUUCUCUGAUAAAUAAAAUUAAUUACCAGCAUUGCUAUGUAACAUUAAAGAUAUAUUCGCUUUAUAAUUCUACAUGGAUGAAGACUGUAAAGUUAUUUUAGAAUAAAUUUUACAAGCUUUUGGAGAGACUGUAUAUAACAUCAAUAACAGUGGAAACAUUAACAUUAUUAAUGCAAACAACAAUCUUUCUUAAAGUUAUGGAGUUGUUGAUCCUAACUAGGGUGUAAAUAAAUCUAAAUAAUAGUAGUCAAACUAUUCAUUUAAUUAUUCAUUUGAUAAAUAAAACAACUAAUUACCAGUGACUAAUUAAUAUUAGAAAGAUGCUAAAUUAGGUGCCCAAUAACUAAAACCUAACUACAACAACAUAUAACAAUAAUAGAAAUCUCAGUCUUUGUAAUAUAAUAACAUUAAAUAAUUUAAACCAAAUAACUUUAUGAAUUGA
Molecule: messenger RNA, 3609 nt
Organism: Tetrahymena thermophila SB210
Lineage: Eukaryota; Ciliophora; Oligohymenophorea; Hymenostomatida; Tetrahymenidae
Product: PBS lyase HEAT domain protein
Exons: 9
Molecular function (GO): oxidoreductase activity; protein binding
Source: RefSeq, a predicted model, not a curated record